Gallus gallus (chicken) is the source of this 2739-nucleotide messenger RNA. RefSeq names its product beta-keratin-related protein-like (gene CBP5D1). Gene Ontology annotation, cellular component: intermediate filament. Bases 2382 to 2732 code for a protein of 116 amino acids. NCBI's taxonomy places the organism in Eukaryota, Metazoa, Chordata, Aves, Galliformes, Phasianidae. The record is from RefSeq and is marked validated. The transcript has a single exon. Gene Ontology annotation, molecular function: structural constituent of cytoskeleton.
GUCUGGAGUAUAAUCACUGCUACACUGAAGUCUGCUGCAAGGGGAAUAAAUGUGAUGGCAAACAGGUAAUUGUUGUGUUGCUUUUUCCACAAUGACUCCACAGUUAAACUCAGGUGAGGGUAAUAUUACAAAAUCGUUUAAAAUUCAUAUGUGUCCUCAAGAUGAUUUGGGAAAUGCUAUUCAUAUUUGUGGUCUGAGAUGAUAUGGAAAGGAGUUAUAUGUUCUCUUUGUGAAAGACUUGAGAAAUCAGGUUCAGAACUGAUCUGCAUAUGUCUCAGGGUGAUAGCAGCUGCACCUCAAACUGAGAUACUAAAGUGGAAGAGUGUGAUAAUAUCUCAAUUAGGUGAGACCACUCCUAACUCUUGUGCUUCAUCCAUGGUGAAGAAGCAAAAUCUUGUGCUGAGGAAUGUGAAUUACCCCAGUUCACACUGGAAAUGCUUUCUGUCGGCAUACUUUAUCGUACUGCUUUAUAUAACAAUAUUUUUCUCUGAACUUCACAAAAUCAGAGUCAGAGGUACUGUAAGGGACCUCUGGAGACCCAGUUCAAUCCCAACUACCAAUGCAGAUUCCCUAAGGUAGGUUCACACUGGGAUCUGGCUCUUUCCCAUUGAAUUCAGUGGGAUUUCGCUUCAGCUGUGCAUCUAAUUGUACCUUUUUGGGUAGCCUUGAGAAGACACAUAAGUUCAAUCUUGAUUGUUCUUAUGGAUAGCUGGAGCUUCGUAAACAUUGGUGGAGACCAGAAUUUAAGGACUUAGACUAAUUUGUAAUAAAAGAAAAGAAAAUUGAAUGAUGUAUUAUGUAUUUCCUACAUUUUCCUUAAUAUUUAUCCUGAUGACUGAGACAUACACUGGAGGACAAACUCUGUUGUGAUUGAAUGGUGGCACUCUAAUAAAUUUGGCCCAUGACCCUAUAAGAUGAGAGAAACUUGUAUGACAGAACAUGCAUGUCAGAAGAUAAGGAAACAGUAAUAAACAGUCAGGAAAAGGCACUUAUUCAGUUGGAAGAAUUUGCAUUCAGGACAUACUUGUUGGUAAAUAAUUUCAUGCACAAAGGAUGUCUGUAGUCCUCAGGCCAUCCAAGGUGCAGUAUAAAAGCUAGCUCAACCCGCAGUCCCUCUUACCACUUCUCUUCCCUCUUUCUCUUUUGUGAACAAGGUUAGUUGAGAUAAACUUUUCUUUUUCUAUUUGCUGAAUUCUUAUCUUCCUAGUAAUUUGAUUAUUAUAUUUUUUCAUCUGUUUUGCUAGUUGUUGGAUUGGGGUGGGGGUGGGGGACAAUUGUUGGUGCUUCUUUUAUCAAGUGUUAUUUCACUGUUUGAGUUGCAGGGAUUUCUGGAUUUCUGGCCAUAUAGUACUUUGAAAUGCUAAUAUAUAUGUAUAUUUCUAUAUCAAUAUAUGUAUAUUUAUUCAAAUGUGGGCUUUCAGGUAUACUAAGUGACCUGAAAAAUCACAACAAUACUAAUAAUACUAGAGAUUAAUAAAAUGAAUAUGUAGAAUGCAUCAAGCUGUGUGUCUAGUUAUCUUUCAAGGAGAAAAGUGCAUUUUCCAUCUUCAAGAGCAUGAUUCAUCUCCUGUAAUGCUUCACCUAGAUUGAAAUGAAGAGAAAACAGUGGUGUUUGUAACGAAUGUGAAUAUAUUUAUCUUCAUAAAUGUCCAGAAAAAAAAGAGUUAUGUGCUGUUUAUGCUAUGGGAGUCUUCUUCAGUGCUCCCAUUUUCAUUAUGAUGAGUCCACUGGUGGGUGCAGUGGGAAACAAGAGGGUAAAGGAACCAGAAACUCAAAGAAAUCGUUGGAGAGGAAGGUUUAAAGCAGUUUUGUGGGUCUUCAGUUAUGUUGAACUGUAAGUUUUUGAGAUCUAAAUACUACUUUUUGAAUGAGGAAAGAAAGAAGCUGCAUACUGAGUUAAGAAGUAAUCACACAGGGUUCAAUGUGAAUAGUGGCUCUAAGCCCAUAUCUUCAACCUUCUUCUGCUAUAGUAGUCACCGUGGACUUCAAUAUGACAGAUAUCAUAAAAAUAUUCUAACUGCCUGGGUUUUGAAAUUACAGCAUGCAGAUAUCUCCAUAACAACAGUGCCUUUAAUACCUGAGGUAUGUAUUCCAGACAUACAACCAAUCAAAAGUAUAAGUAUAGGUCAUGAAAGAGGUACAUAUCAUUUUGUUCUGCUGACAGCUCUUCGAUUGGAUCACCAAUGACUGAGAAAGGACAAUUUCAGUUUCUAUCUUCUUGAAGUAAAGAAGUUAUUUUCCUUCCUCACUUGAUUCUUGGAAAGUCACAAGGAAAACUCCUGCGGUCCUGGUACCUGAACUGAGUAAGCAUAACUGCAAUAUGAUUCCUAUACUGCUCUCACUUCUGGUCCUGUAUUUCAGGUCCACCUCCAUCCAUAGACAUGUCGUGCUACGAGAGAUGUCCUUCCAUGUUCUGCAGCCCAACCCCACUGGCCAACAGCUGCAACGAGCCCUGUGUGCGCCAGUGCCAGGACUCCACAGUGGUGAUCCAGCCCUCUCCCGUGGUGGUGACCCUGCCUGGACCCAUCCUCAGCUCCUUCCCCCAGAACACCACUGUGGGAUCCUCAGCAUCUGCAGCUGUUGGGAGUGCUCUCAGUGCAGGAGGAGUCCCCAUCUCCUCUGGCAGCUCCUUGGGAUUUGGGAGCCUUGGUUAUCCUGGCCUGGGCAGUGGGUACAGCCGACCCUACCGCCGCUACAACACCUACCGCAGUGGCUUCAAUGGGCCGUGCUAGAGCAUGA